Recurvomyces mirabilis is the source of this 771-nucleotide messenger RNA. It is a transcript of the gene MED7, whose product is annotated as Mediator of RNA polymerase II transcription subunit 7. Gene Ontology annotation, molecular function: transcription coregulator activity. The record is from RefSeq and is a predicted model, not a curated record. Lineage: Eukaryota; Fungi; Ascomycota; Dothideomycetes; Mycosphaerellales; Teratosphaeriaceae. Gene Ontology annotation, cellular component: mediator complex; core mediator complex. The transcript has 2 exons. Bases 1 to 771 code for a protein of 256 amino acids. Gene Ontology annotation, biological process: regulation of transcription by RNA polymerase II.
AUGGCCGAACAACAAGCCCAAGCACCACAGCAAGAGCGAAUGAAAGCGCCCUUCCCAGGACCACCACCUUUCUACAAGUACUUCACCACCUCGAACCUCUCAAAACUGCGUGACCUACGGCAAAAUGCUGGAUUCUCAGAGAGCAGUGUUGCGACUAGUACUGGAGAUGGAGCCACAGGCUCGCAAGACGUAGACAUUUUAGCACUGCCAACCGAGCUUCGGUAUCUUCUCCCACCGCCUCCGCCAGUAGACGGCAAGUACAGUGCAUUCGGCUUCGAUAGAUCGCUACAUGCACCUCCACCGUCAUUGCAAGACGUCAGCAUCGAGCAGCUCUACCCAGAUCAUCCUGCGGUACGACUAAAUCCUCAGGCGCAUCUGAUCUCCUUGGCUCGAAGCCAGCUCACCACAUUCCUGAACCUGAUUGGUAAUCUCAGUCAAGACGCUACAGCAGGAUGGGAGUCGCCUACGAAGGAUCUGGAGAUCUUAACAUUCAACAUGCUUGAUCUGAUCAAUCAGUAUCGACCACACCAGGCAAGGGAGACGCUGAUCAUGAUGAUGGAGGAGAGACUGGACAGGAUGAAAAGCGAGACCAAGGCGAUUAGUGAGGUGAAGGCCAAAAUGACUGAUCUAGUGGGUGGUGGUGAGACACCAAAGGAUACUCAGAUGGAGGGGAUUGGUGAAUUAGAGCGAAAAUCAGAUCAAUUAGGUGAUGGGAAGAAGACAGCUCAGAGGGCAGCAUGGGCAAUCCUGUCUGGAGUAGAGCUCCCAUGA